AUGUUUCCCACAGCAAUCCUCAUUCCAGCUGCUUUGAUUUCCACUGCCCUGGCAGGACCAUGGGCUAACAUAUGUGCCGGCAAGUCUUCCAACGAGAUCCGGACAUGUGACAGCUACGGCUGUGGCCAGUACUCUGCUCAAAGAACCCAAAAGCAUCACCCAGGUGUGGAUGUCCUGUGCUCAGAUGGGUCUGUGGUGUACGCACCAUUCACCGGGAAGAUAGUGGGCCAGGAGAAACCCUAUAGAAACAGAAAUGCCAUCAAUGAUGGUGUUCGACUGUCUGGAAGAGGUUUCUGUGUCAAAAUUUUCUACAUUAAGCCAAUUAAGUAUAAAGGUUCUAUCAAAAAGGGUGAGAAGCUGGGCACCUUGCUGCCCCUGCAGAAAGUUUACCCUGGCAUACAAUCGCAUGUACACAUUGAAAACUGUGACUCCAGUGACCCCACGGCAUACCUGUAA
Molecule: messenger RNA, 456 nt
Organism: Apodemus sylvaticus (European woodmouse)
Lineage: Eukaryota; Metazoa; Chordata; Mammalia; Rodentia; Muridae
Gene: Lect2
Product: leukocyte cell derived chemotaxin 2
Exons: 4
Coding region: 1-456 (151 amino acids)
Source: RefSeq, a predicted model, not a curated record